UCAUAGAAAGUAUGACCGGCUUUCUGUAAUAUAAGUAAUUUUUUAAUUGUUCUAUUUGACUUGCACUCAAAGACAAGAUAUCUUCAGUUUCAUACACAUACUUGUUAUAGAAGUAUCCUUAACUAAUCAAGAGUUAUGGGGCAAACCCUCUCUGAGCCCGUGACAGAGAAGCAGUCGUCAACAUGCCAGGACUCCAGAUAUCUUGUGGGGUCCUCAUGUAUGCAAGGAUGGCGUGUAUCAAUGGAUGACUCACACACACAGAUAUUAUCACUGCCUGAUGACCCUGGUACAGCAUACUUUGCAGUUUAUGAUGGCCAUGGAGGGUCAAACAUAGCUGAAUAUGCAGGGAAACAUCUACACAAAUUCAUAAUGGCAAGACCUGAGUAUCACCUUGGAAAUAUUGAGGAAGCAAUGAAACAGGGUUUUCUUGACCUAGAUCAGGCAAUGUUGGAAGAGAACAUGCAAGAGAAGGUAGCAGGUAGCACAGCAGUGGCGGUGCUUAUAAAAGACAACACACUGUAUUGUGCUAAUGUUGGCGACUCCCGAGCUAUAGCCAGUGUCAGGGGUGCGGUCGAGGUCCUGUCAUAUGAUCAUAAACCAUAUCAUAAAGAGGAACUCCGUAGAAUAACAGCAGGCGGGGGAUGGGUACAGUUGAAUCGUGUGAAUGGAAAUCUAGCCCUCUCUCGUGCAUUGGGCGAUUACAUUUUUAAGCGUAAUUACCGCAUGUCACCCCGGGACCAAAUAGUUACAGCAUAUCCAGAUGUUCAAGUGAGGCAACUCAAUGAUGACUGGGAAUUUAUUGUGAUUGCAUGCGAUGGUAUUUGGGAAGUUUUGUCCAAUGAGGAGGUUUUAUCAUUCUGUCGUGUGAGGUUGUUAAGUGGUUGGGAACCCGCUGCCGUCUGUGAGGCUCUGAUGCAAGUAUGUUUGGCUCCCAAUUGCGCGACUGGAGGUCUAGGAUGUGACAACAUGACCGUUUUGAUUGUGUGCCUGUCUCCAUUCCCGAGAGCUGAUAUGGUGAAACCUUUGCCAGAAGAACAGGUGUUAAAUAACAAAUUUAUGACUAAAAUGGAGGAUUUGCUUUACGUCGAGGAAGAGGAAGAUUUAAAGUGAGGAGUUUUAGGAUAUAUAAUAAACGUUUGUAAAUAGUCUUUAGACUGGGUGUUUAUUAUAAGGAGCUUCGUAUACAAUUUAUUAUUCCUUAUUAGUAUACUAUCUAAUAAAACAAGUUUGGUAUCAAGGAGUUAUAAGGAAAACCAAACUGUCUAAAAUGGCGGGAAAAUAGGGGUUUAUUAAAAAUUGAAAUUAGUUAAAUUUUAAUUUAGAAUUGUAACUAAUUACGUUCUAUUGUAAUUAUAUUAACGCAUAUAAGAAAUUGCUUUAUAUUGACGUUACAUCGAAACAAAUUUUAGCUAAUAUGCACAUAUGCACAUUAUAGAAUAAAAAAUCGUAU
Molecule: messenger RNA, 1450 nt
Organism: Vanessa atalanta (red admiral)
Lineage: Eukaryota; Metazoa; Arthropoda; Insecta; Lepidoptera; Nymphalidae
Product: probable protein phosphatase 2C T23F11.1
Exons: 8
Coding region: 136-1110 (324 amino acids)
Biological process (GO): protein dephosphorylation
Molecular function (GO): protein serine/threonine phosphatase activity; cation binding
Source: RefSeq, a predicted model, not a curated record